UGACUUGAACUAGUUUACAUUACUGUACACCUUUCUAAGCACUGUUAGUCUGCCUUCUGUUACAGCCAGCACAGUGCACUUUUCUGAAAAAAAUGAAUGUAAUAGUUUUUUUCAUGAGUUAAAAAAUGCAUGUAUUUAUGAUUUUCAUGAUUCUAUGCAAAAAAGUAAAUAAAUAUACUCGUUCACUGUCUCAGUAAACACAUACAUGUGAAAAACAUCUUGAAAGUAAAGCCAACCCUGAAGAAAUGCAAAAGCCCUCUAAUGUGAAAUAUUUGCUGAAUUACCCCUUUCAGGGACAGCGGUUACUACAUUGGACAGCUUAUCAUGUUAUCAGGUUACAGGUUAUCAUUACUGUAGUGGUGCAUGAAAGGGUUCAUCCAAAAUCCAAUCUGAAUUGUAAUCGAUACAUCUGAACUUCUGAAGAGUGAUGGGAAGCUUGAGUUUCUGUUGAAAUGCAUGCAAACCUUUUGUGAGGCCCGCAGCUUCUCAAAGGAUACGUUUUAUAGAAGGCUGGAUUAACAGCCAGUGGAGGCAAGGAGGAUAAACAACGAAAAACAGUGAGUGAACUACGCAACUCUGAUUAGUAGUCAUGAUGUCGUUAUUAAAAGUUGUUUGAAGUUUAGCAAUUCAACACCUAUCUCCAAAACAUUACGAAAAAGCCUUACAUUUAUUUUGAAGCAAUAGUAUUUGUUAUCUUGCUUUUAUUGUGAAAACACGCAUAGAUUCAGAUUGCCGUCCUUCUAUUUCACAUCCGUUCGCGCCUGCCGACCCCCAGUUCAGUACUGAACUACCAAAGCAGCGAAUCUUUUGUUAUUUUGCUAUUAAAGGAUAGAUUUGUGUGUGCUGUAAAGUCGACACCAUCGAUUAUCAUGCUGAAAACUUUGGCUUGUGGAGUCGUGACAUUUGCUGGAUUGUACGUCGGCUUCAGAAAAGUAUUCAGGGGGACAUUCACGCGCUGGAGUGACGCGGAUGUAUUGAUAGUCAGUGAAAGGCUCCUUGAUGCUAUCCACGCUUCUUUGGCUACUGCAACUGGAGUCAUCACCGCAACGUCAUGCAAGCGCAUCAUGACAGACAGUCACUGGGUGCUCAGCGAGUUUCUGGUGUUUGGAUAUCCCUAUUCGGCCAUCGACCUGUACGCCACAUACAUGAGCCACUAUCAUACUCAGAAGCUCAGAGGGAACAGCAUGUACGACAAGCACUCUCUGAUAACACUGAAGGCUUUCCUCUCCCACUAUUGGUUGACGGUGCUUCAUCACCUGGGAGUGCUUGGUAUUCUCCUACCCGUUGGCAUGUUCUACAGGAGGGGACUGGGUGAUUUUUUCGUCGGAUGCUUAUUCAUCACAGAACUCAGCGUCGCUUUUGUUGCCAUUUCAAAGAUCAUCGUCCAGGUGGGCCUGGAGAACACCAGGCUGCACAAAAUCAACAGCAUCUUAGUUCUGAUCACGUUCGUCAUGUGCCGGAUCUUGAUCUUCCCCUACAUGUACUGGAAGUACGGACGGGAUUUUGGCAUUCCACUGCACAAAGUGCCCUCCCACCUGCCCUGGCACUGUAAUGCCGGCAACCUGGCUAUCCUUGUGCCUCAGGUCUACUGGUUCUACCUCCAGCUGAAGAAAGCCCAGCGAGUGUUCCGACACAAGAAAGACUAACACCAACCAUGCUCCCCAAAACGGAACGAUCGUGGGAAUUUCAGAGUGAAAUUUCAGCAUGAAUCUAAAAUGCACCGGACAGUUGGACAGUCAAAAGUCGACAUUUGUUCAGGUUAAGGUUAUACGUAGGUUCAUCUUAAAAUGUCAAAAGUGCAAUAGUCCCUAACUUUUUGUGAGUAGUGUAACUUCACUGGAAACUCACACUACAAUGCCAGUACAAGAAAACUGAAGCGGGAUAACUUUCUGACCAAUUUCUCCACCAUGACAAAAUUCAGCAGCAGCCUGAUUAUCUGAUGGCUUUAGAUCACAGGUGUCAAACUGAACAUUUUCAACAACAACUACUUGACCAUAUUUUAUAGUCAUGUGUAGGAUUUGUCAGAUCAGGGGGAAAAAAAUCUGUGUGUGUAACCCACUGAAUACCUAUUUCACACCAAGUAAGUGAAUUUUGUGAGUCAAGCGAAACAAGAGCGUCUCUUUUUCUUUUUUUUUUUUUUUCUUCAAUACGAAGUUUUGGUGACUUUUUUUUGGGUGGUGUGUCAUGAGAUUUUGCUAACGUGAAUGGCUGGGGAAAUGCUGUACUUGAAUAAAAAGGCAUGCAAUGG
Molecule: messenger RNA, 2248 nt
Organism: Hippocampus comes (tiger tail seahorse)
Lineage: Eukaryota; Metazoa; Chordata; Actinopteri; Syngnathiformes; Syngnathidae
Product: protein FAM57B-like
Exons: 7
Coding region: 870-1646 (258 amino acids)
Biological process (GO): lipid homeostasis
Cellular component (GO): endoplasmic reticulum; membrane
Source: RefSeq, a predicted model, not a curated record